AUGACUUCCAAACUCGCCCAGAACCUUAAGCAGCCGGCUUUGGACUUCUUGUCCUUUGUCAAUGCCUCGCCCACCCGUACUGUCCCCGUCCCUGUCGCUCUGCUCGUUUACCUGCUUGCCAAGGCUGGUUUCCAGGAAAUAAAGGAAAAAGAUUCCUGGGCCUCCACGUGUCGGCCUGGCGGAAAAUACUACUUGACCCGCAACCACUCGACCAUUGUCGCUUUUGCUGUCGGUAAGAAAUGGAAGCCUGGAAACUCGAUCUCCAUGAUCGGUGCCCACACGGACUCUCCCGUCUUGAGGAUCAAGCCGGUGAGCAACAAGUGCGGGGAAGGGUUCGUCCAGGUUGGCGUUGAGACCUACGGAGGUGGCAUCUGGCACACAUGGUUCGAUCGUGACUUGGGUGUUGCCGGUCGGGCUAUGGUCCGCACUGGUGAUGGCUCCAUCACCCAGAAGUUGAUCAAGAUUGACCGCCCCAUUCUCCGAAUCCCGACUCUAGCCAUCCAUUUAGAUCGCCAGGAGACUUUCGCCUUCAACAAGGAAACUCAGCUCUUCCCCAUUGCCGGACUUGUUGCCGCCGAGCUCAACCGCACCGGUGCUUCCAAUGACGCCAAAGACUCCAAGGCUGGCGAAGAAGAGAAGGGAAAGUUCUCUCCUCUCAAAUCGAUCACGGAGCGUCACCAUCCCUACCUUGUGGAACUCAUUGCCGCCGAAGCAGGAGUCAAGCCGCUUGACAUCCUUGAUUUCGAAAUGAUCCUGUUUGACACCCAAAAGUCUGCGCUGGGUGGACUGCUUGAGGAAUUCAUCUUCUCGCCUCGCUUGGACAACCUCAACAGCUCUUUCUGUGCCACCGUUGGCCUGAUCGAUUCGGUGGCCGAUGCGUCGGUCUUGGAUGACGAGCCUUCCAUCCGUCUCAUUGCACUCUUUGACCACGAGGAGAUUGGAAGCCGUACGGCGCAGGGUGCCGACUCCAACAUUCUGCCCGCCAUCAUCCGCCGACUUUCCGUCCUGCCCUCUUCGAACACCGAUAAUGCCAACCUGUCAACUGCCUACGAACAGACGUUGUCUACCUCCUUCCUCCUUUCCGCAGACAUGGCACAUGCGGUGCACCCCAACUACUCGGGCAAGUACGAACCCGAUCACCGGCCGGAGAUCAACAAGGGACCUGUGAUCAAGAUCAACGCCAACGCUCGUUAUGCUACCAACUCUCCCGGCAUCGCUCUACUGCAGGAAGUGGCCCGGAAGGCGGCCGAGGACGGCGGAGAGGGCGUUCCGCUGCAGCUGUUUGUCGUGCGCAACGAUUCCAGCUGCGGAAGUACUAUUGGUCCCAUGCUGUCUGCAGCUCUUGGCGCUCGUACCUUGGACCUGGGUAACCCGCAGCUGAGCAUGCACAGCAUCCGCGAGACCGGAGGUACCUACGAUGUGGCUCACUCGAUCCGGCUGUUUACCAGCUUCUUCCAGCACUAUUCUAAGACAUCUCAGACCAUCUUCGUUGAUUGA
Molecule: messenger RNA, 1497 nt
Organism: Aspergillus affinis
Lineage: Eukaryota; Fungi; Ascomycota; Eurotiomycetes; Eurotiales; Aspergillaceae
Product: M18 family aminopeptidase
Exons: 6
Coding region: 1-1497 (498 amino acids)
Biological process (GO): proteolysis
Cellular component (GO): fungal-type vacuole
Molecular function (GO): zinc ion binding; metalloaminopeptidase activity
Source: RefSeq, a predicted model, not a curated record